This is a messenger RNA of Cryphonectria parasitica EP155, 5645 nucleotides long. RefSeq lists its product as uncharacterized. The record is from RefSeq and is a predicted model, not a curated record. Lineage: Eukaryota; Fungi; Ascomycota; Sordariomycetes; Diaporthales; Cryphonectriaceae. The transcript is spliced from 4 exons. The coding region runs from base 133 to 5178 and encodes 1681 amino acids.
AAGAAGGCAAUAGUUGCGCAGCCGAGCCCACCCUCGGCUACUUCAUCUGCCCAAGAGCCAGUCGCGAGCGCGGCUGCAACCCGAGAUACAGACGAGGAUCGUACGCAACAGAUAGCCAGACCUCCUGUCAAGAUGCCACAGCCACUCAUCACCGACGCCUCGUUGUACACCAAUGCCUACUUGACCCCAGGAGACGAGGCUGAGAGCACUUCAUUGGACGAGCUGGCGCACUUGGUCCGCCUGUCAAAAUACCAGGAGCGCAAGCGCGCAAACACUAGGAUACGACUGCAGCGCACCUUGGUCUCUACUGCCCUGUCGGCCCGCCUAACUCGCUGUGGCGAGAUCGCCCAAAGGAAUCUUGCCGAAUGUUUCCGCACCGACGACAAGAAGACCUUUGCCAGCCUGUACGGCGCCAUCCAAGACGUGCGCAAGAGCUGUGAUGAGGUCCGAAGAUAUGCCCUCCUAGAGCCCGAGAUGGAAGCCAUGCACCACGCCGCUAUGGUGUCAUCCGAAAGUUUGGAUACACCCACAGGCUCCGUUAUUGGUACUGGCCCUAUGGCCGGCUCAACCAUUCCCUUUCUGCACGAGAUCUCAGCCGAUGCCCGCGAGACCUUCCUCUCCUUUCUGUCCAAGAUCAGGAACGACCCGGAUUAUCUGGCCACGCGCAUCUGCGCCUUGACAAACUCGGAGCGUGCCGCCAUCACCAACUUCCACUCCAGCCUGGAGCCCGUCGAAUCUGUCUUGCCUCUGUUCAACAAACCCCACGGCCGUGGUCCAGGGACUGGAUCUAACAGGCAUUCCUCUUCCAACCCAAACCCGGUCGAGCGCCUGCUCUCCUUCCAGAGACACGAUGCCCUGUCUGCUCUCAUUCACACUUGCUUCGCUAACUCAGCAGGCCCGGACAGCGCAGAAGAUAAGCGCCGUACAGAUAUCUGGGCCACAGCAUGUGCUCGCCUCAUUUCCAAGUCGGCCACCGAGUCCAAGGCCGGGAACGAGAAUGUACCGAUCGAGCCCGUCCUCAUCCACGUGCUCAACGUCUGGUCUGCCAUGCGCGACUGGUCUGGCCGUUCCAACAUGGAGUGGUACCUGAUGAAGAUCCUGGAGGGCGGCGCGUUUCUCCUGGAUCGAGCCGAGGAUCAGCACGGCACCAGGUUCAACAUAUCCGACUGGACCUCCAAGGACCAGAUCGCUGCCGAGGAGUUUUAUGACCGGGCCACGGACGAGCUUUUUGAGAUCCUGGACGACGAGGAUGCCACAGGCCUACCAGAGGGCGUCAUCGAGCUGGGGAACCAAAUCCUCAGACGACUGGACCACAAGUACGUGGACGGCACAAGAAAGUGGUUCAUCUACAAAUGGGUCUUCUCGGUCUGGCUUCUGGGUGUCGUUGUCCAUCCCGAAAGCCACGGCAUGAUGACAGACUAUCACAUCACCGAGUAUGGUCGGCAAAAAAUCUUGAAGCAGGUCGCCACCAAGGCUUCCAGCAUCGUGGUGGACAUGCUGUGGAAGCAAGGCCCUGUGUCCACCCCGCCAAAGAUCAAGGCGCACGUCGAAAACCUUCUUGGUCGUUUCAAGAGCUCUCGCAUCAAGCCCCGGCCCAGGCUCCUCAAGGCCCGUUCACUCACCUCCCUCAGGGAGACUGCGGAGGUCCACCCAUACCUGGUCGUCAGUCCGGCUGAUUUGGUCACUCUGGUCAAUGCUUUGUUCCCCGAGCGAAGACCCAUGUCUUCCCACUCCAUUCGUUCUGCUCCCUCCAUCUCCAACAUGUCGGCCGUCUCGCAGCCAAUGUCAAUCCUCACCCCCAGAAGCAAUGCCAAUUUUGAGACAGCAUCCAUCAUCAGCACGAGUGUGUCUUCUGUUCUGAGCGACACAACCACCGCCGCAGAUGCACUCGAGCCGCAGGCAACAGGAGCAUCCGCCCGAUCCUCGCCCCCGCUCGGGGAGCGCCUUAGUCAUGAGCGCCUAGGCCAUUAUGAAGAUGACGGGUAUCGUCUCCGCCUUGCUUUGCACGAGCUGACCCAGAUACUUGGACCUGACUCCCUCCAGGGGUCUUGCCACCCCUGUGCAGAGCGGUGGGCCGUGCUGUUUAUAUCCUCUGACGGGAGAUCACUCUCCACCCAAAUGACUUAUGAUCCUGACGAUGAACCCGAGGAGGAAAACUCCUCAUCUCUCAGCGACACGGACGAGGAUGACAUGGACGAUGACCGGCCCGAGCUUGACAAGGACUACCACCAGCUCCGUGACUCUAUUUUGAAGCUGGUCGAGGAUUUUGAGAUCCCGCAGACCUCGGAGCAGGACACUGGAAAGUUCAGCAACCGGACUUCGGUUCUCAAAAAAUACCGCUCGAGGACCAAGAUCAUCACCACCGAGAGGAUUAGGGAGCCAAGUCGUAAUCCUUAUCGCCAGAGACUGAUGGGCCAGGAGGGUUCACAUCGUGACAACUCGCCGCGGCCGGGCAGUGACAAGGGCAAGGAAGCCGCUGACAGGGCGCAGGAGCAGGCUGAGCCGACGCCAACACUCAUUGCCAUGCUCGAGGCUGCUGUCUCGCAGGCCAAAGCGCAAUCGGACUUUGUCGCAUCUCUCUCGUACUACAACACACUGUUACAGCUUAACGCGCUGGCCUCUUCCUCUUUACGCGCAGACGGUUUCGCCACGCUCUUGAACAUCUUCAGCCGGGGCCCACGUGACUCCAUCCGACGAUCAGCGUCCGCCAUUGAGGACUAUGAUGCCUGGCUUGUCUGGUUGAAACAAUCGCAGGAGCGGGCGGAGGGCCUCUUGGACUCGAUGAUGAAGCGCCUGCGAGCAUUGCGAGAUAAGAUGUGGUACGUUACGGAUGUCCGCAACUCGGCGGCCUACGAGCAUUCUCGAAACAUUGCGGCUGCCCUCAAAAACAUGGGCAUGCGUCGCAGACUCAACGCAUAUCAGCGCGGCCGGAACAUGCCUCGUGGCGGCCCCUCUACGUACCUCUACCGCAGCGAGUCCCAGAUUAUGGAGCUGCUCGCGGCCGCCGAAGACCAGGGAGGUCCGAACAAGCUGUCAGACGAUCAGGCUGAAAAGACGUCACGCUUUCUCAAAGAUUUCGGCAUUGAGAAUUUCUGCCGCGGCGAGGAACGGAUCCAUCGCUUCUGUUGUGAAGUCGAGGCAUGCAUUGGCAAGCUAAUUGGGCAGGACAUGAUGGAUGCACCAGUCCUGUGGAGCAGUGAGCUGUAUCUUCGUGACAAGCGCCAGCUCGAGGCCCCAUCCAUCCGCCGAGACAUACCCAUCUCGUCCUUUUCAAAUGAUGACGCCAGCAGCGUCAUGAGUGAGCCUGAUCGGAGGUAUGCACCGUCCUCCAGCCGCACAGGCUCGCUUGCGGCGAGGGAGCUGAGGGGUAUCACGGGACUCAACGCAUCAGCUCUGAGUCUCGACUCCACCCGCUACGGCUUUUCUACGCGCAGCACGUUGUUGAGUGACGUGAUGGACUCUGGCGACUAUUUUGGUCACGCCUCGCCUGUCCACACCAUCGACAGUGCCUCCACGUACUGGUCGCCCUUUCAAUCAGCCGCAUCAGCCGCAAGUACCACCACUUCCCGUGCUCACAGCCCUACCACGAGCAUCACAAACUUCAGCGGCUCGAUGCACCUGCAUGCUGGCCAUGGUGGUCCCGGCCGACCCGGGACCGCCAUAUCAAUUAGUGACAACACCCAGCAACAACACCAGCAGCGCCUGAGCGAAGAGAAGACACGCUUUCUCCAGGAUCUACGACAGACGCUGACGAGCCUGCUUCUCAGCGACCUGGGCAAUCUCGUCUUUUCUCGAGGUUCCGAGACAGAUGGGUGGUUUGAAGACCUGGGCCAAGAUUGCAUCGACCGCCGCAAUGCAGCGGAGCGCAAGGCGAAGAACAGGCGCUCGAAGCCUCGUGUGAUCGAGAAGAAGAAGAGCUUCGGCAACCUACGUGACGCCAAAAAUACUGCCGAUGGGACCAAGGCAGUAGCAGCAGCAGCAGCAGCAAACGACAGCUCAGCCGGCACCAGUGACACGGUGUCCAGCAAGAAGUCAUCUCAGUCCAAGAAAGAGAUCAUGCCCGAAUUCCCCUUCACAAAUGCGUACCAGCGCCUGCUGCGGAUGUUUUGUGUGCAUCCCAACCCGUACGCCAAGCUGAAUGCUCUCCAUGAGCUCGAACAUCUCAUCAUCGCCUCCUUGUCCUCGGGCAGUUCACGCCGUAGGCUGGCAUGGCUGGCCCGGACAGCAGAGAUGGAAGCCGAGAACUACAGCCAGGCGGGCCGACCUCGUCCUUUUGAGGAGGCCAUUGACAACUUGAGAGAGCGCAGGUCUCACACUAUGCAUCUGCACUCGGGCCUUGCUCGGAUGCCAAGCGGAAACAUCAACUCUGAGACGAGGUCUGUGAUCAACACGACAACGAACGCGGCGAACAAUAGUGACGCGAUUGCCACUGUGCUUCAAACUCUCUUCCGCAAUGCUGAGAUCCGACCCAAGACUCUGUUCCGAGACUUGCAGUUCAUUGCGAGUUUCGUGCCGGCCCAUAUCCUGGAUAAGACAGAUCGCGGUAAGGCCUUCUGGGACUGCGCCAUUGCUGCCCUCGGCUUGAAGCAGGAGGUCUGCAGGACGAUGGUCGAGAUGGCUGAUGAAAUUGUGGACGUCCACACCACCAAAACCACCCAGCCGCAACGUCCUUCACCCAACGCCGAGGAGCAGGCAAUGCGCACCACAUCGGUGUCGCCACCCACCCCUCCACCUCCCAGCACAUCGUACCGCCUCGAGGAUGCGGCUCGGAUGUGGAUCAUCACCGCCAAGGAAGGCGAUCCUACCUCGCAGCGCGAGCUUGCUCUCUUUUACCUCUCCAACCCGGAGCUCGUCGACCGCACCACACUGCCCCUGUCCAAACCUCGUGAGGUUUUCAAGCAGGCUGUCAUGGACAAGUUCCGUGGCGCCAACAGCGGGAGCGGUAGCAGCAGUCGCUACAGCCAGUACCAUGAGCGUAUUGGUGCAGGUCAGCUCCAUCGCCCCGGCAGCUCUGGAUCAGCAGCCGGCAUGGGCGGCGGAGUGGCAGACAAGUCGGAUGUGCGGAGCGAUCCUGCGCUCAUGUGCGUUGCUAUCCACUGGAUGGAGGCCGCCGAGCAGGGCGGCGAUGAGGUGGCCAGGACGUUCCUGGGGCAGAACAACGAACUUGUGGGGUUCUGAUUUUCUGACGUGGCGAUUUUUUCCCCCCUUCCUUGACACAAGAAAGAGAGCAAGUGAAAGAGAGAAAGAGAGGAGAAGGGGAGAGAGAGAGAGAGACAGAGAGAGAAGAAGGGUUCCCUAUCUUGUCUUGUUCUGUGAUGAUUUAUGAUGCCUCUGAUUUACCAUUUCCAUCUUCACCUUGCAUCUUUCAUAUCAUACAAUACACAUACCCGCAAUACCCCGGAGGAAAAUGGAGGAGCCGGCUACUGAGGCAGCGGAUGAUACCUUGUACUCCGAUGAAACGAUGUCAUGAUACUUUGUUUCCUUCUUUUCUUUCUUUGCUCUAGACCUUGGAGAACUUUGAUUUUCAUUUGGUCUGUCGCUUGAGCACAAACCUUUUUUCUUGUUUACCUUUACUUAUUAUUAAUACUAUCUGCUAUAGCUGUCUGGCGCAGCUACGAUGAAUAUAGUGUUCAUUUCCCGCCCGA